Helianthus annuus (common sunflower) is the source of this 1232-nucleotide messenger RNA. Its product is annotated as soluble inorganic pyrophosphatase 1. Gene Ontology annotation, molecular function: magnesium ion binding; inorganic diphosphate phosphatase activity. Lineage: Eukaryota; Viridiplantae; Streptophyta; Magnoliopsida; Asterales; Asteraceae. The coding region runs from base 200 to 958 and encodes 252 amino acids. Gene Ontology annotation, biological process: phosphate-containing compound metabolic process. The record is from RefSeq and is a predicted model, not a curated record. Gene Ontology annotation, cellular component: cytoplasm. The transcript is spliced from 10 exons.
GGUAAUUAAACAAAGAAAAAGGUCCGGUAUUCGUAACGCAUAAACUUUCAUUCUGUUUGCUUUAAACGGUGAAAGCUGAAGGUAGCGGGAACGACAACUGCGUGAAGCUUCCGCUUUGUGUCCACUACUUUCUCUCUCUAACAGGAUUUGUAGUUUGAUUUCUCUGCAUCAAGUUUACAGAUCAGUUCAGGUCGCAACAAUGACACCACCAGUUGAGACUGAGACACUACCACUUGAGACUGAGACACUACCACUUGAGACACCACCAAUUGUGACACCACCAACAGUGACACCGCCAAUUGUGACACCAUCACCAUCAAAUGAGACACCGAAUAAACCUGCCAACUCCCAUCAUCAUUCACAUCCUCCUCUUAACGAAAGAAUACUUUCAUCCAUAAGGAGAAGGUCAGCUGCUUCUCAUCCUUGGCAUGAUCUUGAAAUAGGACCGGGAGCACCAAAAAUAUUCAACUGUGUGAUUGAAAUUAGCAAGGGAAGCAAGGUAAAAUACGAGCUUGACAAAAAAACAGGACUGAUUAAGGUGGAUCGUGUCUUAUAUUCAUCUGUCGUGUACCCCCACAACUAUGGCUUUGUACCUCGUACUCUUUGUGAGGACAAUGAUCCACUUGAUGUCUUGGUUAUCAUGCAGGAACCAAUCCUGCCUGGUUGUUUUCUUCGUGCAAAAGCAAUUGGUGUCAUGCCCAUGAUUGAUCAGGGAGAAAAAGAUGAUAAGAUAAUUGCAGUAUGUGCUGAUGAUCCUGAGUAUAGACACUACAAUGACAUCAAGGAGCUCCCGCCACAUCGCUUGGCGGAGAUCCGCCGCUUCUUUGAAGACUACAAGAAGAAUGAGAACAAGGAAGUUGCUGUCAAUGAAUUCUUGCCAGCUGCUGAAGCUAUUGAGGUGGUCAAACAUUCCAUGGACCUGUAUGCGGAUUACAUUGUGGAGAGCUUGAGGAGAUAAAGAGGAGGAUGUUUGGUCCAUAAUUCCAUAUAUAAGUGAAGAUGCUUUCAUAUAAUUUUUUGCAAAUUCUAUAUUUUGGUCUAGGCUGCACAUAUUCAUGUGCAGUGUAAGCUUAUCAUUGCUAUAUGAUGAUGACGAAAACACACACAAGUUUGAAGAAAACGAACUCUAUUGAUACAUAUAUUCUUUUUUUUUUCCGUCUGACAUUGCCACUGUAGAUCGAAAGAAGUUUUGUGCACUUUGAAACUUUUAUAGUACUAUUUCUUGUCUUCUU